AUGUUUAAAGCUAUAUUCCAAAUGAAUAGUAUAGAACGUGUACGGAGGUAUUUAGGACUCAACUCACUCCAGGUACCCCUCCCGACUAAAAAGGCCCGUAGGAGACGAAACGGCAAGACACGACACGUAUUAGUGGACAUGGAUGAUCCUAUCACGAUAGCUAAAAACAAGCUAAGCGAACUCAAAUCAGAUUCGGGUAAAAAACUGGCUUCACCGGAGAAGGCUUCGCUUACUCCAGACCUAACCUCCUCCCCUUCAGGCGAUUAA
Messenger RNA from Pieris macdunnoughi, 267 nucleotides. The record is from the annotation of a GenBank genome assembly. Lineage: Eukaryota; Metazoa; Arthropoda; Insecta; Lepidoptera; Pieridae.